CCAAGUGUCGCGGAAGAUAGUGCGUAGGGGAUUUAAAUACUCGGGAGCCGGAUGGGUGCUCCUACAUCCCAACACCACAAGCAUUUCUCUUGGAUUCAGCAACUGGCUAGGCAAAAUGACUACCAUCCCGACAGAAAAUGAGAUCAAGAUCGACGAAUGGGAAGAAGAGGACAGAGACCAGGUCGUGAGGAUCGUCACUAUCACUGGAGCGAAGAUGCGAAAGGGGAAUCCCGAUAAUCAAAAGCAGAAACUCGUUCAUUGGCGCUGUGGCCUAGCAUACUCGAUUAUACAACCCGACGAUGAGAACACUGCCACCACUGGUUGGCGUUCGGUGACCCUCGAUACAUUCAAAUCCGAUGAGAAAAACCCCGAUGUCACCAUUGAGAUGGUGACGAAGAAGUUUCUGAUAUCGUCAAACGCUCCCGGACUGAUGUACUUCAAUCCUGUGAAAACGUUUACGACUACUGACAUCUACAACUGGCUGCAAGAAAAGCGCUUCCAUCGCUACAGAUACGACGAAAACGGAAGCGGAUGCGGCUUCUGGACGUGGACUGUGAUCUCGGCACUCGAAGCAGAUGGUUUCAUAGUCGAGGGUUCCGGAGCGUCGUGCAAGAAAGAGUUCGAUAGAGUGCGAGAGAACCCUACAUGCUGGGUUCCUUAUGACCAAGGCACAUUCUAUGAGAUCGAGGGAGCAUCUUCUUCAGCCUCAAGCUGAGAACCACUUUCUUCGCCGAGUCCAUAAUGCAAUGUACUAGUAGUGCGAGCGGU
Messenger RNA from Fomitopsis serialis, 768 nucleotides. RefSeq lists its product as uncharacterized. The record is from RefSeq and is a predicted model, not a curated record. The coding region runs from base 116 to 715 and encodes 199 amino acids. The transcript is spliced from 6 exons. NCBI's taxonomy places the organism in Eukaryota, Fungi, Basidiomycota, Agaricomycetes, Polyporales, Fomitopsidaceae.